Leptosia nina is the source of this 543-nucleotide messenger RNA. The record is from the annotation of a GenBank genome assembly. Lineage: Eukaryota; Metazoa; Arthropoda; Insecta; Lepidoptera; Pieridae.
AUGACUCGGGGGCCAACAAUUGUUCGCGUAGCCCCAAGUUCUGGAGCCAGGGGCAUAAAGUGCUGCUGCUGUAGGUGUUGCGAAUGUCUGAACAUUGGCUACUUGAUGUCACAGCAUGGAUUAAUUAAAUUGGCCGAAGCAUUGCUUGGUUCUCUAUGUCAGAGUCUGCUAGUGAAGUAUGGUAUGUCAGAAGCUAGCAGCAUGGGAUCAGCAUUCCAUGGCUUCCUCACGACUGCCGCUGCUUGUGUUCUUACCACAUCCAUUCUCAUUGCGUGCUACGUCCUGUCAUCGAAUUCACAGCAUUUGAUACGGCAGUCAAUUUUCGAAUGUACGUUCAAUUCGGUGGCCUGUUUUAUGUAUCUAUCGGCAUCAUCUUACAUGGGCGUCGCUGUUAAUAUAUACCUGUACCCGCGAUAUGCCCUCGUCAAUAUGUAUGCUGCAUAUCCAGCGAUGACUGCCGUAUAUUAUAUUGGCGUGGUCGUGGGAAUUAUACACGGAGUGGAUGCGUAUAUAUCAUACAAGUAUUUCAGAGGGAUUCGUUAA